Messenger RNA from Pteronotus mesoamericanus, 2022 nucleotides. It is a transcript of the gene LRRC43, whose product is annotated as leucine rich repeat containing 43. The record is from RefSeq and is a predicted model, not a curated record. NCBI's taxonomy places the organism in Eukaryota, Metazoa, Chordata, Mammalia, Chiroptera, Mormoopidae. Gene Ontology annotation, molecular function: protein binding. The coding region runs from base 1 to 2022 and encodes 673 amino acids. The transcript is spliced from 13 exons.
AUGGAGGCGUCCGGCGGGACAGUGAGCGCCGCGGUCCAGGAGCACCUGCGGCAGCUGUGUCUGCACGAGUUUCCGUGCGGCGCGGGCAGCUGGAAUAAGUCGCGCUUCCUUCCUCGAACGUGGAAGACGUGGAGGGAGCUGAUCCCCAGAGAGGAGGAGGCGGGCAGCCCCGGGGAGGAGACAGUGGAGGACUUGCUGGGCCUGGUCUGCAGCCCCCAGUCGCCCUGGGCCCUGCCUGAAGACUCCAGCGCAGAGGACCGGUUCCUGAGACAGCUGGCCAUCCAGAAUCCCCUGAUGCUCAAAGACACCUUCUUGUACUCCUAUUUCAGGUCCCUCCGGGUGGUGGACAAGCAGGUGAGCCUGGUGGACAAAGACCUGCUGAAAUUUCCGAGGCUUGAGGAGUUGGUACUGAGUGCCAAUCAGAUCAAGGAGGUCACAGCGGCCAAUCUGCCCCCAACUCUCAAGGUGCUGGAGCUCUACGACAACCUCAUCAGCAGCGUGGAGUGUCUGUGCGCCCGCCCGCCGCCGGGCCUGCAGCACCUGGGGCUAGGCCACAACAAGCUGCUGGGCCCCCAGCAGAGCCUCUACGUCACCGCCGAGCACUGGCCCAACCUUGUGUCCCUGGACCUGGGCUUCAACGACCUGACCGACCUGCAGGGCAUGCUCGCCGCCCUCAGCUCCCUGCAGCGCCUGCGGCUCCUGGUGCUGCAGGGGAACCCACUGGCCCUGGUGCCCUACUACCGCGGCCUCACCAUCGACAGCCUGGCCCGGCUCUGCGUGCUGGACGAUGUCACCGUGUCUCCCACCGAGAAGUACCAGUUCCGGGGGCUCCGCCACAGCGCGGACUUCCUGGUGCGCGAGGCCCAGCUCGUGGUGACGAUUGGAAACGUCAGAGGAGUUCUGGACACCUCGGUCUUGGACCCGGAGCCGGGGCCCCAGGGCCCUUUUGUCACUUACAACUACUACGUGACCUACGACUUUGUGGAGGACGAGGAGUUCCGGAGGAGCGAGCCCCCGGGGGUGCUGGCCGAGAUUGUCAAGCCCUUUCCGGGCGGGGAGCAGCUAGCCCAGGAGACCCGAGAGGAGGCCCGGGAGGAGGCCCCGGAGGAGGCCCCGGAGGAGGCCCCAGAAGAGGCCCCAGAAGAGGCCCCAGAGGCGGCGGGAGGCUCCCCGCAGGAGUCCGCGCCCACGACUGCGUCCCAGUCCGCUUCGGCGGAGCUGGAGGGGUCCGGGGCCUCGGCCAUGUCGGCAUCCCUGCCCGGGUCCGAACGCUCUGCCCAGGAGCUGGCCCAGCUGCGGCCCAGGAUCGACCCCCGGCUCUGCGCGUCCCCAGGGACAGUCCUCUUCAGCACCGCCCGCAAGCCCUGGGCAGACGUCAUCCCCUACAACUAUGAGAUGCAGCACACGUUCAGCGACCUGGUACCACUCAAGGCCUUCCUGCUGGCGGGGACCACGGUGACCAUUGUGGAGGAGAAGAUUCUGUCGUGGCCUAUGGUGCCACCUCCUGUUGACAGUCCUUUGCCUGCCAAGAAGGGGAAAGCGGAGAAGGACAAGAAGGGGAAAGAGGAGAAAGGCAAGAAGGGAAAAGGUGGGAAGGACACGGCCGCCGGAGGGAAGACAGAGACAACAAAGGAACAGAAGGGGCCCAAAAAGAAGAGAGAGCUCCCUAAGGAGCUCCGCCAGGACCCGCCCGUCCUGCGGGUGCUGGGCAGCGGCCUGGUGGUCCUGGAGCCCCUGCUGGCGGGCGAGUCACUUGUGUCCACCCUGUGCAACUUUGGGGUGGUCCGCACCAUGGAGUCCGACAGGCUGACGUUCCUCAGGGAAUGGAAGAAUAAGAAAGCUAAAAAAGCCCUGGAGCCUAGGAAGUCCAAGAGCAAGGCGCUGACACUGACAGGUGAGGCCCUUCCGGGGGUCGGGGACGACUACCAGCCGGAACCCCUAACGGUUGAGGUGCAAAUCCAGCUGAUGCAGUGCCGCACGGCCGACGAGGCGCUGCGGACCUUCGCCUCGUUGACGCAUUAA